UCGGAACUGAGGUACCAAAAGCAGAUCUUACAUUUCAACACCGACAUGAAAUUUGUAGUUCUCAUCGCGCUGGCCUCCGUGGCUGCUGCUGUCCCCCAAGGCUACGGCGCCCCCCAACCCCCUCGUUAUAACUCCGAUGAGAUCGCCAUCUUGAGGGACGAGCGCGUGAUCGAGGACGACGGAAGGUACAACUUCGACAUGGAGACUGCCAACGGCAUCGUGUUUACAGAGCACGGCACUCCCGGAGAGAAGGGAGCCAUCAACAGCGCCGGAUCCUUCUCAUACACCGCUCCUGACGGCACUCCAAUCAGCCUCCAGUUCGUGGCUGACGGGAACGGCUUCCAGCCCCAGGGCGCCCACCUGCCCGUGGCCCCCGAGUUCCCCCACCCGAUCCCUCAGUUCGUCCUCGACCAGAUCGCCUUCGCCGCUCAGGAAGACGCUCGUAGACCCCAAGAACCCUCCGGCAGAUACGGUGCUCCUUAGACGUGGCGUGGGAUGAGACGUGGAUAGUACAAUAAGAUGUCCUGUUAGGUGGAGAUCUGCUUACUCUAUUUAUUUAUUAGCACGAUACAAAACGAAUAAAUAUAAAAUGGAUAA
This is a messenger RNA of Penaeus indicus, 597 nucleotides long. RefSeq names its product cuticle protein CP14.6-like. Gene Ontology annotation, cellular component: chitin-based extracellular matrix. NCBI's taxonomy places the organism in Eukaryota, Metazoa, Arthropoda, Malacostraca, Decapoda, Penaeidae. Gene Ontology annotation, molecular function: structural constituent of chitin-based larval cuticle. The coding region runs from base 46 to 483 and encodes 145 amino acids. The transcript is spliced from 3 exons. The record is from RefSeq and is a predicted model, not a curated record.